Felis catus (domestic cat) is the source of this 3942-nucleotide messenger RNA. It is a transcript of the gene PROM1, whose product is annotated as prominin 1. The coding region runs from base 695 to 3223 and encodes 842 amino acids. NCBI's taxonomy places the organism in Eukaryota, Metazoa, Chordata, Mammalia, Carnivora, Felidae. The transcript is spliced from 27 exons. Gene Ontology annotation, cellular component: apical plasma membrane; cell surface; prominosome. The record is from RefSeq and is a predicted model, not a curated record. Gene Ontology annotation, molecular function: cholesterol binding.
CCGGGGGUGGGAAGGAGGGGUGCCAAGGGCUGAAGCAUGGCAGCAGCUGCCCGGGAAGAGGCUGGGCCAGGCAGGGGUCAAUGUGGAUGGCCUCGAGGGUUCUGAAAGCAGUCUUGUUGGUGGUAGUUGUCAGUUACUCUGUUUACGCCCCUUCGGUGCUCCAAAGACUCCCUAUAAAAUCUUGCUAAACAGCCCAGCCCCAUCGCAGCUGGGCUGGGGCAAACUGAGGGAAAGUUCUGUGUUCAGGGUUGGGUCAGAGGGCGUAAAGAAACAGGGCGUUGGACAUCAGGGGUGUGAUGACACCAGGCAGACCCCGGAGGGAAAGGGGAGUCUCAGAGGCAAGACUGACACGGCCCUCCCAUGGUGAGAACCUCUCCCCUGCUACCUACCUUGCAGAAUCAAGUACUGGUGACCUGGGAAAUGGAGGUCCCGGGGGCGGCAGGAGACUGAGUUUGCCAUUCACACUGUGACUGUAGGGAUGGUGCCUUGAGCCACGGAGCCAGACCCACACCCACAGAAGGCCCUUGGGCGCGGUUCACUGCAUGCCAGCCCAGCCAGGAAAGGGAGGACUCCUCACACCCCGGGCUCUCCGCGCAGGAAAAGGAACACAGGCUCCUGUCUCACCCAAGGCUUCCAGAACCUCUGAGACAGGAGGCCACCAGCUCCACCUCAUGCGUGGGGGACCUUGCUAGCGAUGGCCCUCCUCCUCGGCUUCCUGCUGCUGCUGCUGGAGCUCUGCGGGAAUACCCUCUCCCUGGGAUCACGGUCAUCUACAGAGGGUACGGAGGUCUUGGAAUUGCAAUUGCCUGCCACGAACUAUGAGACCAAAGACUCCUACAAAGCUGGGCCCAUUGGCGGUCUCUUUCAAAUCGUGCACAUCUUCCUCCGCGUGGUGCAGCCCAAUGAUUUCCCCGAAGAUAUUUUAAGAAAAAUUCUACAGAAGAAGUUUGACCUCUCAACUGAUUAUGAGAAGCCAGAAAAUGUAGUCUUGACCCUGAAGAUUAUCUACUAUGAAAUCGGGGUCAUCAUCUGUGCUGUCCUGGGACUGCUCUUUGUCAUUCUGAUGCCCCUGGUAGGGUGCUGCUUCGGUCUGUGUCGUUGCUGUAACAAGUGCGGUGGAGAGAUGCACCAGCGUCAGAAGAAGAAUGGGCCCUUCCUGAGGAAGUGCUUUGCGGUCUCCCUCUUGGUGAUUUCUAUAUUUAUAAGCAUUGGUAUCAUCUAUGGUUUUGUGGCAAACCACCACCUGAGGGCCCAGAUCGAAAAGACUCGGAAACUGGCAGACAGCAACUUCAGAGACUUGAGAACUCUCCUGAACGGAGCUCCAGCGGAAAUCAGCUAUAUCCUGAGCCAGUACACCACCACUAAGGAAAAGGCAUUCUCAGAUCUGGAUAAUGUUAAAUCAUUGCUAGGAGGCGGAAUUCACGAACAGCUGAGACCUAAAGUGAUCCCCGCGCUUGAUGACAUCAAAGCCAUGGCAGAAGCAAUCAAAGAGACCAAAGAAGCCCUAUUGAAUGUGAACAAUACCUUAAAGGAGCUGAAAAAGUCAAGCGCACAACUGAACACCAGCCUCAGUGACGUUAAAAGGGACCUGGAACAAUCACUCAAUGACCCCAUGUGCUCUGCACCUCCAGUGGCUACCACUUGCAACAACAUCAGAACGUCUCUAAGCCAGCUGGAUGACAAUACCAACAUGGAUCAGCUCCCAUCUUUGGAUAAGCCAAUUGAUAAGAUUAAUGAUAUUCUUCAAACAAAUUUGUCCAGCCUGGUUCAACAGGGCUAUAAAUCCUUUAAUGAUAUUCCUGAGAUGGUGGAAAAUCAAACCACAGACAUCAUAUCAGAUGUCAAAAGUACCUUGAAUUCCAUUGGUUCAGAUAUUGAAAGUAUAGGCGAACAGAUUCCUAUUCAGGAUCAGCUAUCGAAUUUCAUGGGUUACAUUAAUGACACUGAAACUUACAUCCGCCGCAAUUUACCCACGUUGGAAGAGUAUGAUUCGUACAGGUGGCUGGGUGGCCUGGUUGUCUGCUGUUUGCUGACACUCGUCGUGAUUUUUUAUUACCUGGGCUUGCUGUGUGGCACGUGUGGCUAUGACCGGAAUGCCACCCCGACCAGACGAGGCUGCGUCUCAAACACCGGAGGCAUCUUCCUCAUGGUUGGGGCUGGAGUCAGCUUCCUGAUUUGUUGGAUAUUGAUGACCAUCGUGGUUCUCACUUUUGUCGUUGGUGCAAACGUGGAAAAACUGCUCUGUGAGCCUUACCAAAACAGGAAGUUAUUCCAGGUUUUGGACACACCAUAUUUACUAAAUGAGAAUUGGAAACACUAUCUCUCUGGCAUGGUAUUUAACAAACCGGAUAUUAAUCUCACUUUUGAACAAGUUUACAGUGAUUGCAAAGAAAAUAAAGGCAUUUAUGGCACACUUAAGCUAGAGAAUAGCUAUAAUAUCAGUGAACAUCUCAAUAUUCAGGAGCAUGCUGGAAACAUAAGCAAUGACUUUCAAAAUAUGAAAGUAAAUAUUGACAAUAUCGUUCUGCUGGAUGAAGCAGGAAGAAAAAACCUUAUGGAUUUCAGCUUUUCGGGAAUAGACGCCAUAAAUUAUAACAUCUACUUGGCUGAGCUGAGUAAAGCCCCCACCAAAGGGAACCUUUUAUCCUUUGCAGAUGAUCUAGAAGUAAAAGCCAACCAUCUGCCCCACGGAAGUCUGAAACAGUCCCUGAAAAACAAUGCACAGACAAUUAGGACGAUUCACCGUAGCGAAGUCAUCCCUUUGGAACAGUCAAUGAAAUAUGGGAAGGCAAGGAGCUCUGUAUACCAAAGCAUCAAGGAACUUCAACAAAAAAGCAGCGGAUUGGGGAUGAAAGUGACCAAUACCCUUUCCUCUUUGGAUUCCGCUCAGGACUUCCUCACAACCCGUAUUUCCUCAGUUAUUGUUGAAGAAAGUCAGAAGUAUGGGAACACGAUAGUAGGAUACUUUGAACGCUAUCUGCAGUGGGUCAAAAUCUCAAUUACUGAGAAAAUUGCAGCCUGCAAACCCGUGGCCACCGCUUUAGACUCUGCUGUUGACGUCUUUCUGUGCAGCUACAUUAUCGACCCCAUGAAUUUAUUUUGGUUCGGCAUAGGAAAAGCCACCGUAUUUCUACUUCCGGCUCUCAUUUUUGCUGUAAAGCUGGCCAAGCACUAUCGUCGAAUGGAUUCAGAGGAUGUGUAUGAGGAGUUCCCGCCAAGCUGAAGCCAUGAGGUUCCACAGCCUCACCCUGCUUUCCUUCCUCCUCCUGGUUGCUCAGGCACACUUAGUGGAAGGCCAACAGGAAUUAUGGAAAAGGCAAAGCAGCACUGAAGCCAAGGAUGAAUGGAUCCCUCUGGGUAAGCCUCAAAUUGUGCAGAGAAGAUGGCCAGAAAGGCACGUGGUCAGGGGCGUAAUUGUUACUCGAGACCAAGCCACAUGUUAUUUGACUGUGGCUGAUCAGAAGGAAGGCAUCGCCCUGAUGGUGGAGUGCACCCGACUGGACCACAGGUUUUCUUGUGUCUUUGCUGGCAACCCAACCUCCUGCAUAUCAUGUUUUAGAAAUGACAUAAUCUACUGGAGGCAAAUUGUCCAGAAUUUACGCUGGCAAAACAACAUCUGUGAGGACUCCAAGAUGGUCCUGAGGACCAGGGUGUGCAGUUGGAGGUUUCCAGAAUCCAAUCUGAAGCUGGUGUACUCCUCUCUGAUCCACGAUCCCAGCUAUUCUAAAGUGGAGGGCAACCCCUGGUGUCGUAUCUUUGUCAGAGGAGACACUGAUGCAAGCUCCAAAGAUGUCAAACACUACCAUCCCAUGCAACGGACCCAAACCAUACCUCCUUUCCCUACCAAGGUGAUCCACGUCCCACAGACCACUCCCACAGUGCCCAUUGUUAAUGAAGAAACCACCACCCCUGAGGAUUUGGUUGAGGAAGAGACCACCACUA